Molecule: messenger RNA, 696 nt
Organism: Mercurialis annua (annual mercury)
Lineage: Eukaryota; Viridiplantae; Streptophyta; Magnoliopsida; Malpighiales; Euphorbiaceae
Exons: 4
Coding region: 1-696 (231 amino acids)
Biological process (GO): regulation of DNA-templated transcription
Molecular function (GO): DNA-binding transcription factor activity
Source: RefSeq, a predicted model, not a curated record
AUGGCUUCUUCAUCAAAUGCUAGUGAGUUUAAUGUUGGUUUGGGUAUGAAAGUAUCAUAUGUGCCCAAAAGCAUACCCAAUUUGAUAAAAGAUUUAUCAAAAGAUGAAUCUAGUGAUGAGGUCAAGCUUUUGAUUUUGAGUGGUUACCUUGUUAAGUAUAAAGAAGAACUCAUUUUUGCUGAUCUUUUUAACCAAGAACUUCCUCAAUGCAGGCUCUUGUUAUUGGAUGCAAUUGAGCUAUUGGAAGAGGAAAUUAAGAGAAUAAAGAGAGGCAUGGGGCUUGAAGCUGCUGAAAAAAUAAUUUCAGGAGAAAAAGAAAUUAUUGUUUCAGAAAUGAAGAACAGGAUCAUGAGCAUUGAUGAGAUAUCUAAUAUAGACUUGAAUAAUCCUUCUAUUGAUGAUCAUCAUGUGCAACAAUGGAGUAACCCUAGCAAUAUCAUGCAAGACAAUACAACGCUACUCACAAACCAGGCAGCUAAUUUAUCACUUGAUCAAUCUGCAAGGGGAAACCAAGUUGGCAUUGAUAACGAGAAAUGUUUGGGAGUGAAUGAUAGCAAGCUGAUGAAAUAUAAGCUGAAGCCAUUAACACAGACUAUUUGGAGAAACAAUAGGAGAUCAUGGACGCCUGAGCUUCAUGCUAGGUUUGUGGUUGUUCUUCAUAUGCUAGGAGGACCUGAAGAACUCAAAAAGCAAUAG